ACUGGAUCAAUAAGAAACGAUCCUUACUGGACCUCUAGGGAGAAGAGUUUUAUAGAACUGAUGGUAUCAAAUUUGUGUUCAUACCAACAUGAAGUAUCCAUGAAAGAGCCCGCAAUCUUACCUGCUGUUAUCAAUAUGGCGGACAGCUCGGGAAAUCGAGCUGGAAAUGGCUCGAAGAAACAAGAGAUUUUUGUCAAAGAAGAGCUGAAAAUUGCCGUGAGAUGCACUCUGGAUAAAUUUAGAUAUGAUGAGGAACAGAAGGGUAAAGUUUCGAAUGAUUUCGUGUUGUUUUAGUUGUAAAAAUCUGACUUUAUCUUUGGUCCACUGUUGUAAAUCUGUUUCAAAGUGUCAAAUUUCUUGUGUAGUAUUUUGUUGCAGAGAAGAAACAUUGAGCCAAUAGUUUAUUGAAAAUAUAACACCGAAGAAAAGCAUCGUGUUUAUAAACUUGAGAUAUGGAUUAUAAAACCAGACAUUUAAUAUCACUGAACUACACCAAAUUCGACUUGUUUUGUGAAACUUUUGUCCGAGUGAAACCAGAUGCUUUUCUUCUGAGACCCUGGUGGAAAAUGUGUUUUGGGUCAUGGGUGCGCAAAAGAUAUACUCCAUGCUCAGAAAUAUGCACCAGUAACACAGCCCUCGAAAACGAGGUUAGCAUUCAGCAAUGUCGAUCUACAUUCUGGCCUCUAAUCAUCUAGGUCGUAGGUUCGAAUCCCACCAUGGCCUGGCAUCUUUUUCAAGCUCGCCCGGUGUGGCUAUACACUCAGAGUAACAUCACAAAUAUCAUAUUCACCUGAGUACACAACACCAACACAGAAAAAAAACAUAUUACUAGAAUACAUUUGUAUCGAAGGAACUAGAUUCUGUUCCGAAAUAUCACUUACUCGAACCGUCCUGACCAUGUAGCUCAGUUGGAAGAGCAUUGGGCUAGUAUUCCAAAGGUCGUAGGUUCGAAUCCCACCGUUGCCGGGCAUAUUUUUCAAGCUCGCCCGGUGUGCAUAUACACUCAGAGUAACAUCACAAAUAUCAUAUUCACCUGAGUACACAACACCAACACAGAAAAAAAUAAUGCUGAAAACAUUUUUAAGACAUCAUGAAUGAUGGCAAGGUAAACUUGUUCUCCACCAAGGGAAACGACCUACAAUAAUUCUAAAUAUUAAUAGGGUAGUUUCAUCUUUCGAAACAAAUCCUUAUUUCUCAUUAUAGAAAUGGAGUUUCCGUCAUCGUUUACUUCAACAGAAAGAGCGUACAUCCACCGAUUAUGUCAAGGAUAUGGCCUGGUAACCAAAAGCAAGGGGUAAGCCAGGGGUGGAAAAAAUAGGCGAGUACUGCUCGCAGGAAAUGUUAAACAGCUGCAGGAAAUUCGUUUGAAUGAAGAUUUGCUAUUGAAAAUUUGAAGGAAACUUCAACACCCAUGUCCCACUAUGGGUACAACAACAUAUGGUUGACAGACAUUAUUCCUUGAAUUUAAAACCAUGGUCAGCUAGAACACUAUAUGUUUAUGCCCAUGCAGAUUUAACACAAAAAUACUCUGUUGGUCUGCAGGAAAUUUUUGUCUCCAGGUUGUGCUCCCAGGAAGAAAAUUCUUUUUUCUGCCCCGGUAAUAACUCAAAUAAUAUCAAGCCAGACAAAAUUGAAUGUGUGAUUAGCAUGUUGAUACAUAACUUGUUGGCAGAGCUACUGUAGGUGUAUGCAGUUUCUGAGUACUCCCUAGUUUUAAAUUUAAGCUUGUUAAAUUUUGUAGUUUGUCUAAACAGGUGUUAUUCUGUAAUGAUAGGUGUGGCAGUAAUCGUCAUCUAACCGUACGUAAAUCAGACGGAGAAAGGACAAGCUCAAUUAGCGGCAUUCACUUGACUCAAUCGUCGUGUCAACAGAUUGAACAGUUGUCGCAGAGAUUUCCUUUGACGAGUAAGGAAAGACAAGAUCUCACCCCUAAAGUGGAAAGAACGGCAAGUGGCGGAAAUGACAUAAGUACGUCAAACCACCGCUAAGUCCUGCCCCGCACCACUCUCUUUGUGAUGUAUCCCCCUAUUUUUAAAGGAGGAAAUUUUUAAGCCCCUCUUUGUAGUGUUAGCAACCAAAAAAUUCUUGCUUCAAUGAGUAUUGUUUUGAAAUUUUGAGGCAUGUCUGGUACCUCCACAAAAAUAAGAUCUACAGGUAUGUCCUCAGCCAUUUAGAAUGUUUGUUUGGCAAAUAGAUCGACACUGUAGGUCAUACAAGUGGUGUCUCUUGAUUUUCUUCAGGUAAAUCUCCAAAGGACAACAGCAAAUACAAUGGCCGAUUAAACACAGGGCCUCCUAUAAUCCCUCCUGCACACCACGGCAAUGAACUGACGGAGUUCCGCAGCAAUUUACCCAUCGCAGAAUUGAAAGAAAAUAUCAUGAAAGAAGUUGAAAACAAUCGAGUAAGUACAUGGAAAGCUUGUUCAUUUGAUUGGCAUUACCUGCCCUAGCAAAGACAGUUCUUGAUUAUAUUUGUGAUAGCAGCUGUUUUUUAGCUAUAUUUGUGAUGUAUUCUCCAUUUUCAGGUUGUUAUAAUUUCUGGUGAAACGGGAUCAGGGAAGACCACACAGGUUCCGCAGUACAUCAUGGAAAGUUUUUGUUCCAACUCGAGACCAUGUCGUAUCAUCUGCACGCAGCCACGCAGGAUUUCCGCCAUCUCUGUGGCUGAGCGUGUUGCUAACGAGAGAGGAGAGAGAUGUGGACAGACUGUCGGUUAUCAGAUCAGAUUGGAUAGCAGGUGGGUGUCUGGUUUGAUUUUGAAAGGCUGUGCUGUUUUUGGCAUACCUUAUAGUCACAGUGUGCGCAGUGGCUAUAAAGUACGCCUGUUUUUGGCAAUUUGGCAUACUGUACCUUAUAACCAUGGUUCGUGGCUAUAAAGUAUCCCUGUUUCGGCAUACUUUAUAGCCAUGUUGCGUGGCUAUAAAAUAUGUCUGUUUUCAGCAUAGCUUAUAGUACGUGUACGCCUGUUUCGGCAUACUUUAUAGCCACGGUUUGUGGCUAUAUCGUAUCCCUGUUUUCGGCAUACAUUGUAGCCACGGUUUAUGGCUAUAAAGUACACUUGUCUUCAGCAUAGCUUAUAGCCAGGGUUUGUGGCUAUAAAGUACGCCUGUUCUGGGCAUACCUUAUAGCCAAGGGGUUUUUUGUGGCUAUAAAGUACGCCUGUUUUGGGCAUACCUUAUAGCCAGGGUUUGUGGCUAUAAAGUACGCCUGUUUUGGACAUACCUUUUAGCCACGGUUUGUAGAUAUAACUGUACGCCUGAUUUCGGCAUACUGUACCUUAUACAGUAGUGAGAUAUGUGGCUAUGAAGUACGCCUAUUUUCGGAUACCAUAUAGCCACGGUUUGUGGCUAUAAAGUAUCAAACUUCAAUCUGAAGUAUUAAUUUUACAUCAUUGCGUUUUCAGAACAUCUCCAAAGACAGUCUUAACAUAUUGCACAAACGGAGUGCUACUGAGAGCCUUGAUUUCAGGAGAUGGAAAUUUAUCUUCCGUCACACAUGUGAUUGUGGUAUGAAUCAUAAUUAUUUUGAACUUUGAAGUCCAGUUUACAUUUGAGGGCACUCUACAACCAGCUAUCAUGGUUUAUAUCUGAGCUAUACAUGAACUCUCUGUUGUUAGGACGAAAUUCACGAGCGAGAUCGUUUCAGCGACUUUCUAUUGAUAUCUCUACGCGAUCUCUUGUCGACCAAUCGAAGCAUCAAGAUCAUCAUCAUGAGUGCCGCUGUGGACAUCAAUUUGUUCACCAGCUAUUUCAACGGAUGCCCUGUUAUUCACGGUAGGCGAAGGUGUCAUAACCAAGCAGAAAAGUAUAUUCGUUAGUUUUGAGCGCAUUUUACGUCGCCUCUUAUAUAAUGACUUCUUUUCUUCUAGUGCCUGGCCGCUGUUUCGAUGUGAAUACGUUUUUCCUCGAAGAUGUGCUCAAGUUGUAAGUUUUAACUGACUUUGCCAACUUUUCUUAACGAACAAAUUGUAGAAUUUAAAAAUUUCUGUAUUGCUUCAGCACUGGCUACCAAAACAAGAAAAUGUCAAUAUUGCGACAAAGCAACGAUACGGGUAAGCUCAAUAUACGUGUUCAAUUAUCAAAUGAGAUGAAAUUGUGCUCGAAACGCGUUCGAGAUUACUCGUGUGCGAAACAUACUAGCAUUUCUAAAUUAUUUCAUGCUUAAAUUUUAUUUUCAGAAGAGAGAAAGACCCCAGAGAAAGAGAAACGAGUUCGAAUACAAGGUGUGUAACUGAGAUGUUUCAUUUUCAUCAGAGGAUACAGUAGCUCUGUCUCUCUUAACUGUUUUCUCUAGAGGUGUAUACCAUUGUUGGUGCAGUAUUACUGGAGUACACACAUACUGUAAAAACACCCGUAGCAGACUUUUGUACCAAUCUACUUUGAGCUGAUUCAAAUUUUGAUGAGAGUUGAUGAGAGUUUUUGCUGCGCGCGCGGUUAAGGCCCUGUCACACUAUUGCGUAUGAGAGAAACGUAUGAGAAGCGUAUGAAAAUUAAUGAAAUAAUUUUCAUACGCACAAAAAUCCUUUGAAAUGCCAGCGUAUGAGUACCGUGCAUCUGGCGUACUCUAACGUAUUCGGCGUGUGUUUAGAGUAUGCUUAUCGUACAAAGCAUACGUCCGAUACGCACAAAAUUUUUGAACAUGCUUACAAAAAAAUUUCUGCCUCGCCGUAUGCCACCGUACGCGACCGUGCUUGGAACGUAUACAACUAUGCCUAACGUACCCCUAGCGUAUGUCAGCGUAUACCAGCGUAUGAAUGAUAUUUUUCAUACGCUAGUACGAUACCUAAUAGUGUGACAGGGCCUUAAUGUCCACUCAACUUUCAUCAACUCUCAUGCAACUUUUGUUCUCGUUUGACCAGGCCAUGAGAUUUGAGAAAACUCUUAUUUAAAUUCUCGCUUGCUAACUCUCAAGAACUCCCAUCCUCUGAUUUAGGUAUACCCCGUGUAGGCAUACUACUUCACUGGCAUACUUUGAGCUUAAAACCAUUCAUUCUAGAGCCCGAAGCGAAGAUCUUAAUGGACGCUCAGGAGAAGGAGAUAGACAGAUAUGAGAAAAAUCAUAAGAACCACGACGUUGAUGUUGACGAUGAUCUGGGAGAGGAUAUUAAUGUUGAAGGAAUGAAACUCCAAGAUAGCUUUGAAGGCAAUGAUGAUGUAUGUUUAAGAACUAUAUUGUCAGUGGCGUUGAUUCCAAAUGAUUUUCGAAGAACGUGAUUAAACCGUUUUCAUAAUGACGUCAAAUGCGGAUCGACACACUGCUACUCUCGCGUUUAACAUCGUUAUGAGAAAGGUCUAUUGCAUUGAUUUGGAUAUUUUCAUGAUAUUUCUCAAGUCAGCUGUGCGCCAAGGAUUCGAGUGACGGAGAAGUAAUGGACGCCAUUAGAUUGUACGCUUAUUAUGAGUCAAUUUUUUUACUUGGACUCUUGAAAAGCACCCAUAAAAAAUUGGUCUUUGGAUUAGCGAAAGGUCUGUGGAGGUUUAAACCGUACUUUGAUCAAAGAAACGUCUUUAUCUCCGUCUUAGGGUGAUGACGUUGGUGAUGUAGAUAAUGAAGUGCUUGAUGUUACUCAAGAAAUGGACUCGGCAAUUUCUGAAGCAUUCCUUAAUGUAAGUACUGAGAGCUGGGUAUGGAUUUAGUAAGGGCAAAUGGCAAAUGAUGGGGAGGGGAGGGGAGGAAGGUGCCUUCUUCUCUAUCAAAUCUAUCCCCAUGAUGAGUCAAAAGUAUAGACGUGUUUCUUUUGUGUUUGCAUAGGGAAGUGAGGAUUCAUAUGCACAGAUUCUCCACCUGAUCAUGAACGAAGGAAUUAAUGGUAAGUUUUUUAUAAAAUCUUUCCCUCCUUGCCAAGUUUCAUGUUAAGUGUCAACGUCAAUUCUUAAUGCAUGACAGAAUACAUUUCCAAACCAUUUUCAGUAAGCAUUGCUUAAAAUACAAUUUAAAUUAUUUUUUGUUUAGUUGACUAUCGUCAUUCUGAAACGAACGCGACAUCAUUGAUGGUCUGUGCUGGUCGAGGAUCUCUUGACAUGGUGGAGCAACUCUUGAACCUCGGGGCUAAUCCCGACUUGACCGAACCCAAUAAUGCUUGGUAAGCAGAGUGUUGUUCCUUUUAUGGCUAUGUCUAAUAAGAACGGCUGACGGGAAUAAAGCUAACUUUAUUUACACAUGACAGUUCUUUCUCAAUUCUGUCCAGUUCUCUCAAUUCAAGGAUCAUCCCUUGUUAAUCCAGUUUUACUACAGGAGGAAACCUAAACUAGACUACCUUUAUUUAUACUUGAUAGCUCUAUCAGUUCUAAACUGUUCUUCUUAUAGAUCCAGUAAGGGUCGUCUCCUAUUGAUCCAGUGUUACUACAGGAGGAAACCUAAACUAAUUUUAUUUAUACUGCAUAGCUCUAUCAGUUCUAAACUGUUCUUCUUAGAGAUCCAGUAAGGGUCAUCUCCUAUUGAUCCAGUGUUACUACAGGAGGAAACCUAAACUAAUUUUAUUUAUACUGGAUAGCUCUAUCAGUUCUAAACUGUUUUUCUUAGAGAUCCAGUAAGGAUCAUCUCCUAUUGAUCCAGUGUUACCACAGGAGGAAACCUAAACUAAUUUUAUUUAUACUGGAUAGCUCUAUCAGUUCUAAACUGUUCUUCUUAGAGAUCCAGUAAGGGUCAUCUCCUAUUGAUCCAGUGUUACUACAGGAGGAAACCUAAACUAAUUUUAUUUAUACUGGAUAGCUCUAUCAGUUCUAAACUGUUCUUCAUAGAGGUCCAGUAAGGAUCAUCUCCUAUUGAUCCAGUGUUACUACAGGAGGAAACCUAAACUAAACUAACUUCAUUUAUACUGGAUAGCUCUAUCAGUUCUAAACUGUUCUUCUUAGAGAUCCAGUAAGGGUCAUCUCCUAUUGAUCCAGUGUUACUACAGGAGGAAACCUAAACUAAUUUUAUUUAUACUGGAUAGCUCUAUCAGUUCUAAACUGUUCUUCUUAGAGAUCCAGUAAGGAUCAUCUCCUAUUGAUCCAGUGUUACUACAGGAGGAAACCUAAACUAAACUAACUUUAUUUAUACUGGAUAGCUCUAUCAGUUCUAAACUGUUCUUCUUAGAGAUCCAGUAAGGGUCAUCUCCUAUUCAUCCAGUGUUACUACAGGAGGAAACCUAAACUAAACUAACUUUAUUUAUACUGGAUAGCUCUAUCAGUUCUAAACUGUUCUUCUUAGAGAUCCAGUAAGGGUCAUCUCCUAUUCAUCCAGUGUUACUGCACAAAAGGAAACCGGAGUUCCCCGAGAAGACCUCCGGUAUUUAGCAGAGACAAAGUGGAAUCACUCGUCUCAAAUGUACUGUAACUGGGGUGUUAAAUAAUUUUCAACAUUCUGUGACUGCUGCAGACUGGGCAAGAAAUUGGAACCACGAGGAAGUCGCUCAGUUCAUUGAAUCUUACGGGUACGUUGUUGGGCAUUGUUUGAAUGAGUUUUGUAAAUUUCGAAGGUUGUUUCAAUACAUCAUCAUGACAAUGUGACAGGUCUAUGGCUAUCUCUCUUCUUACAGAUCCCAGCGAGCAAACCAAGUCGAUGACGUGAUACUUGAGCAACAAUCAGAACAACUGAACAAUGAAAGUAAAGAGUUGUUAAGUCUUUAUCAUAAGACCUUUGAUGAUGAC
This is a messenger RNA of Paramuricea clavata, 7630 nucleotides long. Lineage: Eukaryota; Metazoa; Cnidaria; Anthozoa; Malacalcyonacea; Plexauridae. The record is from the annotation of a GenBank genome assembly.